AUGGAAGAUUAUGUUGCUUAUCCUGUAAGACAUCCAAUCUCAAAGUAUCUGUCUUAUAAGAAUUUCGCCUUUACACAUACUGCUUUUCUUUCGAAAAUAUCUGCUAUCCAAGAUCCUCAAACCUUUCAAGAAGCUAAUUCUAGUGAUGUUUGGAGAAAUGCUAUGCAAGAAGAACUAAAUGCUCUUGCUGAGAAUUCUACAUGGAGCAUUGUACCUCUUCCUAAGGGAAAGAAAGCUGUUGGAUGUCGUUGGAUCUACAAAACCAAAUUUAACGCUGAUGGCUCAGUUGAGAGACGUAAAGCACGCUUGGUGGCUCAAGGUUUUCCUCAGGAAUAUGGAAUGGAUUAUAAAGAGACCUUUGCUCCAGUUGCAAAGAUGACAACUGUGCGGGUUCUGCUGUCAGUUGCAAUUAACAAUGGAUGA
This is a messenger RNA of Zingiber officinale, 423 nucleotides long. RefSeq lists its product as uncharacterized. The transcript has a single exon. The coding region runs from base 1 to 423 and encodes 140 amino acids. Lineage: Eukaryota; Viridiplantae; Streptophyta; Magnoliopsida; Zingiberales; Zingiberaceae. The record is from RefSeq and is a predicted model, not a curated record.